AUGCGUUUCAGCCGUCUUUCCCAUAUCUUAGGGCCUCUUCUUCUCUUUUCUAGUGUAUUAGUAUCGGCACAGCAGUAUCCGAUCACGACCCUUCGUGAGUUUCCAAAUCCAACUUGGCUCGACAGCAGCGCUGUCCGACACAAUGGCGACAUUCUCGUAACAUCUGCGACAACCAACCAGAUCUUUCUAGUCAGGCCUAGGAACCCUAACCAGAUCAUCACAGUUGCAAGCAUCCCAAACGCCAACGGUGCAAAUGGCAUUGCAGAGCUCGAGAAAGAUGUGUUCUACAUCAACGGAGCAAACUACACCUUUGAAACUGGCCCUAUCCAAGGCACUUACGGAGUUUGGAAACUCGAUUUUCGCGGCACGUCACCGAAGUUGUCCCUAGUCACUAUGCUCCCCGAAGCACGUAUCGCGAAUGGAAUUACUCGUCUCCAUCCAACAGAUAACACCUUCUUGUUGAUAUCAGACUCUAUCACGGGCAGCAUCAUCAGAGUUAAUGCCAAGACUGGCGAAUAUGCUACAGUCAUGCAGAUGGCCGAAAUGCUUCCCCAACCCGGGUUCCCUACAGGCGUCAGUGUUCUUCGAACCUAUGAAUCCUAUCUCUAUUUCAACGUCAUCGGAUCCAGUCUUAGGAGAGUGCCCAUCUCAAUCACAGCAGGACUUGCAACAGGACCGCUCGAGACGAUCUUAUUCACAGAUGCCGCGUCCUUCAUAUUGUCGAGAGAUGGAACCAAGGCCUGGAUGUCUUCGCAUUGGAUAAAUGCCUUGCAGGAGGUUGACAUUGUCAAUCGCCAGUCAAAGAUCGUUGUGCAAAACCAAACGGACUUCAUUACCCCAACAGGAGCUGCUCUUGGCAGGAAAGAUGGAAAAGACGUCGUGUACAUCAUAACGGGCGGUGGUUACAGUUUUGACAGUGAGGAGUCUGUUUCUGGUGGAAAGCUUAUUCGGGUAGAUGUCGAGUAGAUCUGGUUUUGUCUAGUAGGCUGGGUCCGUCAAGCUCAUGUAAAUGGCUAGAUCCUGUUCCUCAACACGUCCUGGUUGUGAAUGUACGAAUUGGCCAAAGCUGAUUUGUAAUAUUAAAAAAUCUCAAGUACUUGUCACUUUAG
Boeremia exigua is the source of this 1109-nucleotide messenger RNA. RefSeq lists its product as uncharacterized. The coding region runs from base 1 to 966 and encodes 321 amino acids. The transcript has 2 exons. The record is from RefSeq and is a predicted model, not a curated record. NCBI's taxonomy places the organism in Eukaryota, Fungi, Ascomycota, Dothideomycetes, Pleosporales, Didymellaceae.